Lutra lutra (Eurasian river otter) is the source of this 2892-nucleotide messenger RNA. Its product is annotated as maestro heat-like repeat-containing protein family member 7. Lineage: Eukaryota; Metazoa; Chordata; Mammalia; Carnivora; Mustelidae. Bases 86 to 2749 code for a protein of 887 amino acids. Gene Ontology annotation, cellular component: cytoplasm. The transcript is spliced from 22 exons. The record is from RefSeq and is a predicted model, not a curated record.
GGUGAGACCGCCUCCCUAGGAAGAAGCGUCUGACACCCAUCCUUCCUACAGUCCUCAUCACCAGCUGCAGGCUACCGCCCCAAGCAUGCAGAUGAACCCAUACCCUAACAAGCAAAAGCCAAACAGAGUAACUUUUUCACAAUCAACUGGCCAAGUCUCUUGGAAUCCUACCUUAACGGGAUUGCGCCAGUCAGAAAGAGAUGCCUGUGAAUUCAUUUUGGAAUUUCUAGAACAAGGACAAGUGUCCCAGUCAGACAAGCUGAAGUUCCUGAGGGCUGUGGAUACCCUGAGCAGCGCUGUUCGCUCCCAGCCAAAUGGCAGUAUGAAUGAUUACUUUCCCAAAUCCAUUCUGGCCAAGAAAAUUGAGGUGCUAAUCCUUGAAGAAUCCACCGAGGUCUUGGUCAGCAAUGUGCGUCAGCAAGCCAUGCUCUGCAUCGUGGCCCUGAGCCAGGUGAAUCCACCAUUCUACUUACCCCAGAAACUGGACCUGGUAAAUUCCUGCAUCUCUAGCACAUUCUCUCUGCCCCUCAUCGCGCCCAGUCUAGACCGAAAGGAGAGUGCUAGUCUCUACCUCCAGACGAUCCAAGCCUUAGAUGACCUGUUGCAAGCUCUCGUAAUGGAGGGUCUGGACCCCAGCAUGGCAUUACUACAGGACUUCCUGGAGAUCAUCUUGCCUUGGUUAACACUGUCAGAGAAAGUGCACGAACAGACCCGGGCCUUGGGCGCCAUUGCCCGGAUGCUGAGGUUUAUUUGCAAUUUCCCGGAGCUGUCGGACAUGACGGAGUUCUCCAUGAGUGGGAAGCUAAUCGGCAUCUUAGGCCUGUUCUGCAUGAACGCCAACCAUGAGAUCAGCACAGGGGCCUCAGAGGCAUUGCAUUACUUGUUCAAAAUCCUCGUGCUUCAUAGAAGUGUGAAACAGAAGACAGAGGUCGUCCUGAAGGACUUGCAGAAGCAUUUCCGGGGAGGAUGGUUUGCCAACAUGCAGAGUCUCACUAUGUUCUUCCAGAAAUACCUGACACCUGAAGAGAGAGCAGAUGUGCUAAUGGUGUCAAUGGAGGCCAUGACCAGUGCCAACAGGAAAGACGCCUUCGCGGCUUCCAAGAUGCUAAAGAUGAUCCUGAAGUACUCUAUGCCAGAAAUUGGGAAGGUGCCAGAAAUCAUCCAGUACAUUUACCACAAUGUGAACAACAUUACCGAAACCACAGCCCAAGGGACCAUAGAGAAGAUCCUUUACCUGCUGGCCCAGACCUACACUGAUGAAGUUAUCUUGACACUAUUUAAGAUGGAGGAUCAGUCACAAAGAGUGGUUCAUAAGCCCUGGGAAAUCCUGGCUUCAUUCCCCAAAGGCUAUGAAGUGAUCAUGGAAUUUCUGAUGCAGAAACUGACUCCAUACCAGAAAUCAAAGGAACAGGAGACCAGCCACGGGAUGGAGAUCUCUCCAUUGAUUGCCACCAGGGCCAUCCAAGAGCUCCUGCUUGAACCAAGUCGGCGGAUGGAGAUUCAUACCUUCUUCUCCUCCCUGUUUAUGGCCUUGCUCUUCCGGAUCUCCUUUCUCGUGCUUGAAGGGGACACGGACAUCCAGGAUGAGCAGCAUAUAACCGGAUGGGUGGAUCCUGUCAGUUGCAGCAUAGAGGCCCUGAAGACCUUGAUGCUAAGUACCGGGUAUGGAGACCACGUGUCUUAUCUUCAGAAACUUGGGGGCUGGGAGCUGCUCAGCAGUCCCGAAAGACACUAUGAGGGGGUCACUCUGCUGGCCAGGACCAUGGUCAUCAAGAACUGUUGGCACAACAGCCCCAUCUUCAGUUUCAUCAUCAGCAUGCUCCAAGACCUGAACUACACGAAUCACUUAACGGCCUUCGUGUUCAUGACGGAACUGCUCCAGUGCCCAGGGGUGGCGGCCAUAGCAGAUGAAGCCACUCUCCGCAUCUUGGCAAACUGGUUCCAACAUGAGGAGCCCACCACGGUGAAGCUCUUGCUGCGGAUGGUGGUGAUCUUUGCAAAGCACGGGAACAUGGUGCGACAGCUCCGUGUCCUCCAGCCCUAUGUGCUGAACUGCUGCUACUCCCUGGACAGCGACAUCGUCACGGAGACAUUCGCGGUGCUCAAGUGUCUCACGCAGCUCCUCAGCUGGCGGCAGAACGCCUCUUUCUUCGUUCAGCUCUCCUUCACGCUUGGGCCCUUCUUUGAGGAGGAGUCAGAGCACCUGCGCCUGAUGGCCUUUGAGACCUACAGGGCUCUCUUGGCUAAGGUCAAGAGGAGAGUGCUUGUCUUCCCCUUGAAGCACCAGGUCCUCAACUUGAUAGUCCCCCUCUUGCUCCACCUGGAGGAUGUGAAUGUCAGUGUGGCUCAGAUCUGCCGGCCUGCGCUCUGCCACACGGCCGUCAUACUGGGCUGGUCAAGGCUUGAAGUGAUUUUUGCCGAGAAAGAUGUAUGGACUAUCCUCAGAGCCCUGCUGAAGCAGAAGGCAAACAAGGCCCCCUGGUUUCUGAAGCAGUGUGUGGCCUUCUUCAAGAGCCCACAGGCCCCCAUCCGCCAGACAGCAGUACGGUUUGCAGGCCAGAUCAUCCAAACCCUUGACAGGAGAGAGGUCGGUGAUAUCGAGGACGUAUACGCAGCCCUAAGGUCCAUGCAAGAAGACCCCGACCCCAUGGUCAGCUGCCUCGCCACUCAGACCCUUUACAUCCUGGAAGCCAAGGAGAAGCAGCUGGCCAACACCCCUACCUCCUGCUUCUGCAGCCGGAGGCCUUGAAAGGGCCACUCCUGAGCCUGCGUCCUUGGGACCUGGCCAGGGCGGCUGUGACUGUGACAACCGCAACAGGGGGGCCUGGCUCCCGAGCCCCACCCUAGAAGUGGCUGUGUGCCCCCGCAGACCCUUUGUAAUAAAAGGAAGAA